This is a messenger RNA of Magnolia sinica, 297 nucleotides long. RefSeq names its product protein app1-like. The record is from RefSeq and is a predicted model, not a curated record. The transcript is spliced from 3 exons. The coding region runs from base 1 to 297 and encodes 98 amino acids. NCBI's taxonomy places the organism in Eukaryota, Viridiplantae, Streptophyta, Magnoliopsida, Magnoliales, Magnoliaceae.
AUGACAGCCCUGAUGAUGCCGCCUAGAUGGGCACUCAUGGCUGUGGUGCCUGUGGUCGUGGUGCUCGUGGAUGAGGCACCUGAAAUACCCCAUGUUCCUCCUAUAACGCCUAUUCCUCCGAUUGAGCAUGUAGUGCCCGCUCCUUCAAUUGCUCCAGUUCCCCCGCCGGUUCCCCCUCCUCAGCUUGCUGUUCUGGUUGCAGAGGCUCCUGCUCCGCUAGCUACAUCCGUACCUCUGCCCGAGGCGAGUACCACUCCUACCUUUCCGACAGUGCCUAUAGGAGCUGAGCAUUUCUAG